This is a messenger RNA of Sardina pilchardus (European sardine), 2026 nucleotides long. It is a transcript of the gene ccn6, whose product is annotated as cellular communication network factor 6. The coding region runs from base 51 to 1079 and encodes 342 amino acids. The transcript is spliced from 5 exons. Gene Ontology annotation, molecular function: integrin binding; heparin binding. The record is from RefSeq and is a predicted model, not a curated record. NCBI's taxonomy places the organism in Eukaryota, Metazoa, Chordata, Actinopteri, Clupeiformes, Clupeidae. Gene Ontology annotation, cellular component: extracellular region; extracellular matrix. Gene Ontology annotation, biological process: signal transduction; cell adhesion.
UUCUCUCGGCGCUCACACAGCGCUGCCUCACAGACCCAGGCACUUAUAAGAUGCUAUCGCCACACUGCCGAGUCCUCCUCAUCGUCCUAACUCACCAGUACCUCUGCAGGGCGCAGAACAAUGCCCAGCUGGCAGCGGUGCGGGGGGCAGGCGGCGCCACGACGGAGCGCAAGCAGUUCUGCCAGUGGCCGUGUAAGUGCCGCGCCAAGCCCCAGUGUGCCCCGGGGGUCAGCUCCGUGCUGGACGGCUGCGGCUGCUGCAAGAGCUGCGCCCGGCAGAUCGGCGAGCCCUGCAACGAGAGGGACAUCUGCGACCCGCACAAGGGCAUGUACUGCGACUUCUCCCGCGACCAGCCCCGCUACGAGGCGGGCAUUUGUGCCUACAUGAUGGCCGUGGGCUGCGACCUGAACGGAAGACACUACGAGAACGGCCAGGCCUUCCAGCCCAGCCCGCUCUACAAGUGCACGUGCAUCGCCGGCGCCAUCGGCUGCACGCCCGUCUUCGUCCAGAAGCCCACGGGCCUCCUGAGUCCGGCGGCGCUCCAGGCCAAAGCCCCAGCCGGCCUCCGCAGCGCCAAGGACCCCAGGAAGAGCCAGCAGGACACGGUCUACAGGAGCAUGCCAGCCUGGAAGAAGAACUGCCUGGUGCAGUCCACUCCCUGGAGCCCCUGUUCCCGCACCUGCGGCAUGGGCAUCUCCGUGCGCGUCUCCAACGACAACGGCAAGUGUGAGAUGAGGAAGGACCGGCGCCUGUGCCUCCUCCGGCCAUGUGACAAGAAAGCACUCAAGAGUGUGAAGAUGCCGCGAGGGAAGACCUGCCGGGCCAAGUUCCAGGCCAAGAAGGCGGAGAAGCUCCACCUGUCGGGCUGCUCCAGCACCAAGAAGUUCCGGCCCACCUACUGCGGGGUCUGCACGGACAAGCGCUGCUGCGUGCCCAACAAGUCGCGCCUGGUCACCGUGGCCUUCAAGUGCAAGAGCGGCACCAACGUCAAGUGGAAGAUGCAGUGGAUCACCUCCUGCGUGUGCCAGAGGAAGUGCGGCGACCCCGGGGACAUGUUCUCAGAGCUCUACCUGCUCUAAGACCUCCAGCCCCCCCCCCCACGCCCCUCCCCCCCAUCGCCGCAGGCCAACACAAACAAACCCGGGGCGGCUCCUCCUGGCCCACCGUUGGCAGCAGAACGAGCUCCUUCCUGAAAUUACAUCGGCCCUGAAUUUACGGUUUUGUUCCGAGAUAGCGCAGGGUCUCAGAUAGCCUCACUUGUCUGUGCUGCAGACAGUCCUUGAAGAGAACACAAUGAUGGUAUUCAGCCAGGUUUCCGGGGGGAGUGUUGGGACAUGUCAUAAAGCAUGUUAACUGACUACACCGAACGUGUUCCUCUUAAUCUUCAAAGACUUGUGUUAAAAAAACACCAUCAAACCAAUCUGCCCCAAGUUAGUAAAUCUGCUAUUUUUACAUAGGCCUUCAUAGAUUAGCUUUGAGAGAGAGUUUCUAUAAAAUGAGUUAGUAGUCUUUGCAUUAGACCUUCAAAGGCAGAAGCAGAAGAGAACUAUAGUAAAUCUUAUAUUAACAUCUGGAAUAACACAAACAUUGACAACAUCAACCCUUCUGCCAUCCUAGUUGAUAUAGUCAAAACUACAAAUAGCAGUAAUAUCAUUAUCAGCUAUCCAGUGAGUAUCUAUACCAAAGUUUACAAUACUUUUUGUUUGUUUAAGAAAAGAACAUGGUGACCUAGCACAGACCACAGCUAACACUACCUGAAAAGACACCAACAGGUGUCUUGAUUGUUCAGAACAGGACUGUUAUGACAUUGUCUGGUUAGAUAAUUUCUACACAUAGAAUACUAGUACUCUGUAUUAAGUAAAUGACAACCUUUAAAACCGCUUUUGGUACAAACUUGGAUUUUCUUUUUUAUUGUACGAUGACAUUUUCCAUCAUUUUAUUACACCCACCUUCACAAAUCUGUGACAAAAAUGUGUUGUUUAUUAUUUAUUUUUUGCUUUUAUGAGCCAGUGACUAAUAACCAAUC